Molecule: messenger RNA, 1854 nt
Organism: Rhizopus microsporus ATCC 52813
Lineage: Eukaryota; Fungi; Mucoromycota; Mucoromycetes; Mucorales; Rhizopodaceae
Product: ammonium transporter
Exons: 7
Coding region: 37-1779 (580 amino acids)
Biological process (GO): ammonium transmembrane transport
Cellular component (GO): plasma membrane
Molecular function (GO): ammonium channel activity
Source: RefSeq, a predicted model, not a curated record
CCAUUCCUUUUUUUUCUUACAUUAAAUAAUAAUAAAAUGCCUGAUAAUUCGACAUUGACUGGAGCAGAACCUUCAUACACACUCAAUAAUGGAGACACAGCCUGGAUUAUGAUUUGUGCUUGUCUUGUCUUUUUAAUGUCUCCCGCUCUUGGAUUCUUUUAUGCUGGUCUUGCUAGAGCAAAGAAUGCACUUUCCUUGAUGUAUUUAACUGUUCUAUCAGUUGCUGUCGUGUCAUUUCAAUGGUACCUGAUUGGCUACUCUCUUACCUUUUCGGAAACAGGCGGUAGAUUUGUGGGUGACUCAACUCACUUCCUUCUAAGAGGCGUUGGUAUGCGUCCUGCUUUACCAGAGCAAACAAUUCCUGCUUCUACUUUUAUGAUCUUUCAAGCCAUGUUUGCUGCUAUCACACCAGCCCUCGCUUUCGGAUCGGCAGCUGAACGUUUGUCUCUUGGCCCUGCUAUUCUAUUCAUCUUUGUUUGGACCACUGCUGUGUACGACAUCAUCACUUGUUGGGUCUGGGGCCCAAAUGGAUGGUUAUUAAAGAUGGGUGUCAUGGAUUAUGCAGGAGGUACACCUGUUCAUAUCUCAUCAGGAUUGGCCGCUGUAGCUUAUGCUAUGGUCCUUGGUAAACGUCGUGAUUAUCAUGAAAAUGUUAAUACGCCUCAUAAUGUCUCCUUUGUUUUUCUUGGACUUGCUUUGAUGUGGUUUGGCUGGUUUGCGUUUAAUGCUGGUAGUGCAUUAGCAGCUAAUGCUCGUAGCGUCAAUUCCUUAGUUUGCACACAUUUGUCGGCAUGUACAGCUGCCGUCGUCUGGGUCCUCCUUGACUAUCGCCACACUCGUAAAUGGAGUAUUAUCGGUCUCUGUACAGGUGCCGUUGCUGGUCUAGCCACAAUCACACCUGGUUCAGGCUUCGUCAGUCCAUCUAGCUCGCUUGCAUUUGGAGCCAUCGGAUCAAUCGUUUGUUAUACUGCUCUUUAUUAUAAACAUCGUAUGGGGAUUGAUGAUGCCCUCGAUGUCUUUGGUGUCCAUUAUAUUGGCGGCCUGGUCGGCCUCGUCUUGACUGGUGUCUUUGCUCAACAAAACGUCAUUGCCCUUGGAUACCCAGAUGGCACACCAUUAGAAAAUAUUCCUAUUGGUGGUUGGCUUGACGGACAUUGGAUGCAAGUUCCCUAUCAACUCGCAGCCAUCGUCUCUGUCUCGGUAUGGUCCUUCGUUGUCACAUAUAUUAUAUUGGUCAUCAUCAACAUGGUGCCUUCUCUUCGUCUCCGUCUUGCUGAUGAAGAUGAGAUCAUUGGUACCGAUUGGGCUCAGAUGGGUGAGCGUGCUUAUGCUUAUCUUCCAUUUGAAGAAGAGGAAGAGCUCGAAUGUCAUCGUCGUCGUCGUAGCGAUGGUGAUCAAGAAAUCGAAAUUCGAUCCAUUGCUGCUGGUAGUGGCAAUCACGUCAAAAAACAUAGAUUCAGCAAGAUAAUGAAGUUGCUCAUGUCUGAUAGAACUACAGUCAUAAAUCGUGUCCCUGAUCUUGUUGAAGAACCUGUCUUGGAUUAUAGUCAGCAAAAAGAUUUAGGCUCUGCUGCUAGUGUCAAGACAGCGACGGGAGGUGAUCUGUUACAAAAGACAGGUGCACAAAUGCGCCAUGAACAACAGGAGAAUGACUCCCUUGAGAUUGAAAAGCAUCCAAUGAAAACAAUAGAUAGUUCAGCGAUCCAUACUACUAAAAAUGGUAGUCCCAGUAAUAGCAGUCGUAGCAGUGAUGGAAAUAGCAGUGAGACCGCCAAAUAGAUCGUCCAUACCCCCCUUUUUUUGUUGUAAAUUAUUGUAUUAUAUAUAUCCUAAACCCAUUAAAGAGAGUGUCAU